GUAUCUUCAACCAGUAAACAUAAGAUUCAUGGGAAGCUUCCUGUUUUCGGUUCCAUUUUGUCCCCGUGUUCCUGCAACACGCUUCCCAAUGGCUUCAACUUCAAAUUCCUCACGUUCUUGAGUCCCUUUUUUUUUAAUUCUGGAAUCACCAGCACAUGAGUUUUGCUCAAUAAACAAAACAUAACAGGAGAAGAACUAACAGCAACAUAAAUGUCAGAGCAGGAAGCACAUUCCUCUGCCUUACUCUUAUUCUUUUUCUUCAUCCUUCUUUCAGGUAAAGUUGUUGUUGGGGGGUCUUUGGACACGGACAAAGAGGUUUUGCUGAAGCUGAAAUUGUACCUAGACAACAAAACUCUUGCAGACAGAGGAGGGUACAUAUAUUGGAACACCAAUAGCUCCAAUCCUUGUGAAUGGAAAGGAAUCUCAUGCAGUGGUACGAGGAGGGUGGUUGGCGUAGACCUUUCUCAUAGUGACAUUACUGGUGAGAUAUUCAAGAACUUCUCGCAGCUCACUGAGCUCACACACCUUGAUCUUUCUCAGAACACGCUCUUUGGUGAGAUUCCGGAGGACUUGAGGCACUGCCGCAAGCUCUUGCAUCUCAACCUAUCUCAUAAUAUUCUUGAUGGGGAGCUUAACUUGACUGGAUUGAAAAGCUUGCACACGCUGGACUUGUCAAGUAACAGAUUUUAUGGGGAGAUUGGGGUGAAUUUCCCUGCCAUUUGUGACAGUUUAGUUACUCUGAAUGUCUCGGGUAAUAACUUGACUGGUAGGAUUGAGAACUGCUUUGAUCAAUGCGUCAAGUUGCAGUACUUGGAUUUGAGCACCAACAAUCUGAGUGGAAACAUGUGGAUGAAUUUUGCGAGGCUCAAAGAUUUUUCUGUUGCGGAGAAUCAUCUAAAUGGGAUCAUUCCUUCGGAAGCAAUUCCCGGUAAUUGUAGCCUUGAAGGACUUGAUCUUUCACAAAAUGGAUUUGUUGGUGAGGCACCUAAGGGGGUUGCUAACUGCAAGAAUUUAACCACUCUGAAUCUUUCGAGUAACAAGUUUACUGGGGGUAUUCCCGUUGAAAUAGGAUCCAUUUCGGGCCUCAAAGCAUUGUACCUAGGAAACAACAGCUUUUCAAGAGAAAUUCCUGAUGCCCUUUUGAAUUUGACCAAUUUGGUUUUCUUGGAUUUGAGCAGAAACAGUUUUGGUGGGGACAUACAAGAGAUAUUUGGGAAAUUUAAGCAAGUGAGUUUUCUUUUGUUGCACUCAAAUAAUUACACUGGAGGAUUGAUAUCCUCUGGAAUUCUCAAAUUGCCAAACAUUUGGAGGUUAGACCUAAGCUACAACAACUUUUCAGGUCCAUUACCUGUUGAUAUCUCUCAAAUGUCAAGUCUGAAGUUUCUAAUGUUAUCCUACAACCAAUUCAAUGGAUCCAUUCCACCCCAAUUUGGAAACAUGACUCAACUGCAAGCACUUGACAUUGCCUUCAACAAUUUGACUGGGCCUAUACCAUCAAGCCUUGGAAACUUGAGUUCCCUCUUGUGGUUGAUGCUUGCAAACAAUUCUUUAAGUGGAGAAAUCCCUCCAGAGUUGGGAAACUGUUCAAGCUUGUUAUGGUUAAACCUUGCCAACAACAAGCUCUCUGGAAAUUUGCCUUCUGAACUGUCCAAAAUUGGAAGGAAUGCCAUGACCACAUUUGAAUCAAAUAGGAGAAACUAUCGAAUGGUUGCUGGCUCCGGUGAAUGUUUAGGAAUGAAGAGAUGGAUACCAGCAGAUUACCCACCAUUCAGCUUUGUGUAUAGCCUCUUAACAAGGAAAACUUGUAGAGACCUUUGGGAUAAACUACUCAAAGGAUAUGGUAUUUUCCCGUACUGCACACCUGGCUCUUCCUUGCGCAUACAACAAAUAUCCGGGUAUGUUCAGCUAACCUCGAACCAGCUCAGCGGUGAAAUCCCUUCAGAGAUUGGGACAAUGGUGAACUUCAGCAUGUUGCACUUGGGGUUCAACAAUUUCUCUGGGAAGCUCCCUCCAGAGAUGGCAGGUGUCCCCAUUGUGGUGCUGAACAUCACAAGCAACAAGUUUUCAGGCGAAAUCCCCGAAGAAGUUGGCAACAUGAAAUGCUUGAUGAAUCUUGACUUGUCAUACAACAACUUCUCUGGAACCUUUCCCACAAAUUUGAACAAAUUGACAGAGCUUAACAAGUUCAACAUCUCGUACAACCCCUUAAUAUCCGGUGUGGUACCAUCAACAGGACAGUUUGCCACCUUUGAGAAAGAAUCAUAUUUAGGCAACCCCCUCUUGAUCCUGCCCGAGUUUAUCGAUAACACUACCAAUAACAAAAACACCCCCUCUCAGAAAGACCAUAAAACCUCCACAAAAGUGUCCAUGUUUUUGGUCUUUCUGGUCAUAACACUGGUUUUCACGAUAUUUGGUGUUCUUACAAUCAUAGUCUGUGUAUCCGUGAAAGGUCCAUCAUCAGAGGAGCCAAGAUACCUCUUGAGGGAUAUGAAUAUAAAACAGUGGCAUGACUCGAGCAGCUCUGGAUCCUCACCGUGGAUGUCUGACACAGUUAAGGUUAUCCGUUUGAACAAGACAGCUUUCACACACGAUGACAUUCUGAAAGCAACAAGCAGCUUCUCAGAGGAGAGAAUAAUAGGAAAAGGAGGAUUUGGAACAGUGUACAAGGGAGUGUUUUCAGAUGGGAGACACGUGGCAGUGAAGAAGCUCCAAAGGGAAGGCUUAGAGGGUGAGAAGGAGUUCAAGGCUGAAAUGGAGGUUCUGAGUGGUCAUGGAUUUGGAUGGCCUCAUCCAAACCUUGUGACACUCUACGGUUGGUGCCUAAACGGUUCAGAGAAGAUACUGAUAUAUGAGUACAUAGAGGGUGGAAGCUUGGAGGAUGUAGUGACAGAUAGGACACGUUUGACAUGGAGGAGGAGGCUAGAAGUGGCAACUGAUGUGGCACGUGCGUUGGUGUAUUUGCACCAUGAGUGUUACCCUGCGGUUGUGCACAGAGAUGUCAAGGCUAGUAAUGUGUUGCUAGACAAGGAUGGGAAGGCCAAGGUUACUGAUUUUGGGCUUGCAAGAGUGGUUGACGCUGGGGAUAGCCACGUGAGUACUAUGGUGGCUGGUACUGUGGGCUAUGUUGCACCUGAAUAUGGACACACGUGGCAGGCUACUACCAAGGGUGACGUGUACAGUUUUGGGGUGUUGGUCAUGGAGCUGGCAACAGGGAGAAGAGCAGUGGAUGGAGGGGAAGAGUGUUUGGUGGAAUGGGCCAGGCGUGUUAUGGGCUAUGGACGACAUCACGGGUUGGGCCGUUCUGUACCGGUUUUGCUAAUGGGCUCUGGGCUUGUUGGUGGGGCUGAGGAGAUGGGGGAGUUGCUGAGGGUUGGGGUGAGGUGCACAGCUGAUUCACCUCAGGCUAGGCCCAACAUGAAGGAGGUUCUUGCUAUGCUGAUUAAGAUAUAUAACCCCAAGGGGGACUCGAGUUAUGGUUAUGGACAUAUUGUUUAGUCAUUUUUGUUCUAGUUAGGGGAUUCAUCGAUUUGGGAGAUAAAAUGUGCAUACUUUAAGGUGUCAUGCACAGUUGAUUCUUCUAUUGUACACACCAGACAGAAACUUUAUUCAUUAAGCAAGUCCUUCAAUUUUGUUGUGUAACGUAUUUCUGUACUGAUGUUACGUUUGUUUCUCUCUUUUGAUGAUUAUAAUAUUCAGCAAUCAGCA
Cajanus cajan (pigeon pea) is the source of this 3705-nucleotide messenger RNA. The record is from RefSeq and is a predicted model, not a curated record. NCBI's taxonomy places the organism in Eukaryota, Viridiplantae, Streptophyta, Magnoliopsida, Fabales, Fabaceae.